Messenger RNA from Arabidopsis arenosa, 2115 nucleotides. NCBI's taxonomy places the organism in Eukaryota, Viridiplantae, Streptophyta, Magnoliopsida, Brassicales, Brassicaceae. The record is from the annotation of a GenBank genome assembly.
GUUUAAAAUUUUCCCGGCGAAAAAAUGGAGAAAUCUGGAAAUCAUCACGCAAAUGAAUCAUCGGAAACUCAUGAUCACAAAUCCGAAGAUCAUGAGAAUAAACAACAUUCCGAUGAAUCGGAACAAAAACUGCAUUCAUCGACGCCGGAAUCAGAAUCCUCGGAACAGAGCCUUGUUCAGGUGAUGGAGGCCGUCGACGAUUUCAUCAAAGCAAUUUCAGCCGAGAAGGAUCCGAUACGGGAGAUUCCUCCGGCGGUGGAGCCAUUCCCGGAGACGGUGGAUUCAUUGGUGUCAAAAAUGGAAUCUUCUGGGCUUGGGAGGGACGAAACAGAGGACUCUGUCUUCAUCGACGCCGUUAACCGGAUUUCGAAAUCGGUUAUGAGAUUGAGGGAGCUUAAAUUAGAUUCAACUCCGGUUUCUUCUUGGUUAAACCGGGCGAGUUCGGUUCAGCAUCGUGCUGUAUCUCUUCUCGACGAAGAGUUUCGUCAUCUUCUAGAUCGUUCCAGAGAGGAGAAGAAGAAGAACAACAACAACGACGGGAACAAUUCCGAUCACAACAAUUCUUCAACUAACGAUUCAGAUCGAUGCGUUUUACAGGAACAUGAAGUGGAGGAGGAAGAAAGUUUCCCGGAUUUUCCACCGGAAUCGAUCUCGACGUUGAAGAAGAUCGCCGGAGCGAUGAUCUCCGCCGGUUACGAAGCAGAGUGUUGUAUGUCAUACGAAAUGUCGAGACGGCACGCGUUCAAGGAAGAGCUAAGCGAGGUUGGAUUCGAAGGGAUCAACGUUGAAGACGUGCAGAGAAUAGGUUGGGAAUCUCUCGAAGGUGAAAUCGCUUCUUGGAUCUCAAUCGUUCGCCGUUGCUCCACCGUGCUUUUUCCCGGCGAGCUUUCUCUUUGCAAUGCUGUCUUUCCGGAUCAAGAUCAUGCCUCUAUUCGUAAACGCCUGUUCACCGGUUUGGUCUCUGCUGUUACAAUUCGGUUUCUUGAUUUCUCCGGUGCGGUGGUGCUGACUAAACGGUCGUCGGAGAAGCUCUUCAAGUUCCUAGACAUGUAUGAGACGCUUCGUGAUUUGAUUCCAGCGGUGGAACAAUCUGAUUCAGAUUUGAUCCAGGAGAUUAAAUUGGCUCAGACGAGGCUAGGUGAAGCAGCAGUGACUAUAUUCGGAGAGCUUGAGAAGUCGAUCAAGAGCGAUAAUGGAAGAACUCCCGUACCGAGCGGCGCGGUUCAUCCAUUAACACGUUACACCAUGAACUACCUCAAGUACGCUUGUGAAUACAAAGAAACAUUAGACCAAGUGUUCCAACACUAUGAAUCUAAUCAAACAGAUAACAAACCUGAACCAGAGACCAAACCAAAGCAGCAGCAACGAGACGACGAUGAAGAGUACAAAGUGUCAGCUUUUGCUAGACAAAUGAUAAGGGUGAUGGAAUUGCUUGACGCAAAUCUUGAGAUCAAAUCGAAACUGUACAGAGACCCAUCACUGAGAUACAUAUUCUUGAUGAAUAAUGGAAGAUACAUUCUUCAGAAGAUUAAAGGGUCGAUAGAGAUAAGGGACUUGAUGGGACAGUCAUGGACAAGGAAAAGAUCGACGGAGCUGAGACAGUAUCAUAAGAGUUACCAGAGAGAGACUUGGGGGAAAGUGUUGCAAUGCAUGAAUCAAGAAGGGUUACAAGUGAACGGGAAAGUGUCGAAGCCGGUUUUGAAGGAGAGGUUCAAGAUUUUCAAUACUAUGUUCGAUGAGAUUCACAAGACGCAGAGCACCUGGAUUGUGAGUGAUGAGCAGAUGCAAUCGGAGCUAAGGGUGUCAAUCUCGGCGUUGGUGAUUCCGGCUUAUCGGUCUUUCUUUGGGAGGUAUAAGCAACAUCUUGAUUCAGGGAAGCAGACGGAUAAGUAUGUCAAGUAUCAGCCUGAGGAUAUUGAGUCUUUCAUUGAUGACUUGUUUGAUGGCAACCCUACUUCUAUGGCACGCAAGAGAAAUUGAUAACUCCUCUAUGAGGAGAAACCCUACUUGUUUCUUUUGCUUCUUCUUUUUUUUUUACUUCAAUCCUUCUAUCAUUAUCUUUCAUUACCUUCAUGUUUAUAGAACCCAUGAGAAGCUACCGUGAAAACUUUUUGG